AUGCUUAGCCCUGAAAACCGGGCGUUACAGCUUAAUAGAAUUGAAGGUGUUCCGACAUCAAGCUCUCCUCGAAAACAAGGGGGAGAAGUGACGAAAGCAUCUAGUGAACCAUCUAAGAAACCAACAAGUGGCUUUAAUGAGUAUGAACACAAGUCGAAUCCUAAUGAUCAGAAGGGUAAUGAAGCUUCGGCAUCAAAAGGUAAAAGAAAACUUUCUGAUGAUAAUGAUGAUGAAGAAGAGGAUGAAAAUGCAAAGCUAAAGCGAAAAUCUCAUGAUGCGGAAUUAGAUGAGAAUUUGCGAAUUGCCAGGGAAGCUGAAACACAAGAGAAGGCAGCUCGUGAAGCUCAAUAA
This is a messenger RNA of Lactuca saligna, 351 nucleotides long. The record is from the annotation of a GenBank genome assembly. Lineage: Eukaryota; Viridiplantae; Streptophyta; Magnoliopsida; Asterales; Asteraceae.